Molecule: messenger RNA, 1263 nt
Organism: Saccostrea cuccullata (small rock oyster)
Lineage: Eukaryota; Metazoa; Mollusca; Bivalvia; Ostreida; Ostreidae
Product: 15-hydroxyprostaglandin dehydrogenase [NAD(+)]-like
Exons: 7
Coding region: 54-815 (253 amino acids)
Cellular component (GO): cytoplasm
Molecular function (GO): oxidoreductase activity, acting on the CH-OH group of donors, NAD or NADP as acceptor
Source: RefSeq, a predicted model, not a curated record
AAUGCCUCGCCCUUUAAUCUUGAACAACCACCUGAUCCCGUUCAAAAUUUAGGAUGUUUACAGGUAAAGCAGCACUAAUUACAGGCGCAGCUCAGGGUCUCGGGAAAUCUUUUGCUUCAGCGCUGUUGAAGAAGGAGUGCAAAGUUUGUGCUGCUGAUAACAAUGAAGAAAAAUUGCAAGCGACUGUCAGAGAAUUCCAGGAUAUUUAUGGAGAAAAUAACGUAAUGUAUGCCAAAUGUGACGUCACAAAGGAACACGAUUUAGAGGAGACUUUUAAGCGGGCGAAAUCUGCCUUUAAUCGGAUAGACAUUGUGGUGAACAAUGCCGGAGUGGUUGAUGAGCGGAACUGGGAGAGAUGCUUAGAUAUCAACCUGACUGGGGUCAUCAGAGGAACUCUUCUGGGUCUUAAAUAUUUGAGGAAAGAUCUCGGUGGUGCUGGAGGUACAAUUGUCAAUGUCUCGUCAAUGGCAGGUAUUUUCCCAGUCGAGUACUCCCCUGCCUAUUGUGCUAGUAAACAUGGUGUGGUCGGUUAUACGAGAAGUUGGGCGUUUCAUCCAGAAGUUGUAAAAAAUGGUGUUCGCCUUCUUUGCCUUUGUCCAGCGUAUGCUAAAACGGACAUACUGAAUUUCCAGCCCGAAUCUCCCGAAGAUCUCGCACAGGCUCAGAAGUCGAUGGAAGCUCUUGGUAUCAUGAGGGUGGAAGAAGUAUCGGAUGCUUUCAUAAAACUUUUAGAAGAUUCGGACAAUAACGGAAGUGUCAUGUCGGUAACAAAACAGAACACGAUAUAUUGGAAAAUGCCAGUUCCGAAAUUUUAACUUUACAAAACAUAUAUGCUGUAUUGAGCUAUUGCAUUUCGAACCCAAUGUACUUUCGAUGUCCAUCAAAGGAUUACUUAUUUUAGCAGUGUAUAAUCAAACUUGAAAAAAGAUUAUUUCUUUUGUGAACUGCAUGGUAUAUAUGCGUAUAUAUAAUCUAUACAUAUAGAGAAUAGUAUACAUUAAAGAGUGGUCAAAACGUGUAUAUUUGCGUUAUGAAUUUGUAUAGUAUUAAUUAAUAUGCAAAAGGCAUGUUUAAACACAUAACGAUAAAAGAUAAUAUGAACUAUUUGUUAACUCCGUAAAAUAUCAAUCUUUCAUUAACAACUAAGAUUUCAACAGAUUGAAAAUGAUAUUUUAUCGAUUGGUUAUACCUUAUAAUUAGAGUUGCACUCUGCAUGUCAUUUUCUUAAAAUACAAAUAAAUAUAAAAUAUUUUCAAUGCAUGU